Messenger RNA from Bursaphelenchus xylophilus (pine wood nematode), 1421 nucleotides. Lineage: Eukaryota; Metazoa; Nematoda; Chromadorea; Rhabditida; Aphelenchoididae. The record is from the annotation of a GenBank genome assembly.
AUGUCUAGUAUCAUCCAUUCUAUCUUUCACAAGAAGUCAAAGGACUCCUAUGAGACUGUAAGUACUGUUAUCGUAACCCUUUUCAAAUAUUUAUGUAAUCAUUUCAGAAUCGUGCUUUUUCGAGGCAAUCUUUGCGAUCUUCGGUCAAGAGCCACAAACCAAAGUCAUCAAUACCCAUCUCUCAGGACGAGACUUAUCGUUCGAAAGAUUACAAAAAGCUUAAAAAAGAAUCCCCUCCAUGGCCAGAUCUAGAUGAAGAAGUAAAACUAGGCGUUUCUUCGGAAUAUGGCAGUGCCGAACCUAGUCCGACCCACUACUCUUCCAGGGUCCUUUUCAACGAAAAUGAUUCAGAUGAAACUGAUUGUGAUUCAGAAUCCGAAUCUGAAAACGAAAUCACGAUGGCGGAAUUCUACGAAAGGGUAAGGAUUUCUCUAUGUAUAUUUUAUAUAAGAUUUUUUAGAAGUACCAAAUGUUGAUAAAAGACCUGCGGAAGGAGGUGAAGAGAAGUCGGAAAGAGGCAGGCUUUUACUACAAGUUCUACAAAGAGUAUGACAAAAUCCUGCACAAAUACGAAUUAUUGAAAAGAGAAGUAGGGAUUCGUUUUUCGUACACCAAUAGUUCCGUUUAGGUAUACCAUUUACGUCACAAAUUAGCCCAACAAUCAGAAAGACCCCCAGGUUUUUCGACCAAAGGAAUUCGAAUGGCCAGUGCAUUUCUCGGAGCUCCCGAUCAGCUCUGCUCCUUGAAUGAUUUAUGUAGUUUGAAUGAUACUUCUGGCAACGACGACUCGUCUCUGGCCAUUGAUGAGAUGGAUGAGGUGAAGAUAUUCCCAAAAGAACCCGAAGAAUGUGAAUUUCCUAGAGCAGAGGAGUCUAAUGGAGAAAAUAAUGAGAAUUUAUACAAAUACUCGGUUGAUGAUGUCGAGGUCCCCAUCAGAGACGAAGGAUAUUCUACUUGGGAACACAACGAAGGAAGAAUGCACGUCUCAUUGUCUGAUUCCGAGUUAUACAAACCCGGGACUGCUUCUAAGCCUUCAGAUUCUGAUGGCGAUAAGAAACCGAAAAGAAGAGACACGAAGCUACGAUACAGGUUUAGAAUUGUAAGUCCAUUUUAUAAGUAUAAUGUAUUUGUGACAACAGGAUUUAAUGUGUAAUAUUUUUCAGGAGAAUGAUUACACGAGUAAUGGAGGUACAUCAGAAGAAGAGACCAUACACGUUUUAGCCAAACAAUUGAAGAAGAAAGGGGAAUGUGUACAAUAUAAGGGACGGCGGAGAGACAUCGUAUCCGAUGGAAAUAAAUUAUACAAACGAUUUGGAAACAAAGAACGAGACGCUUUAAAACAAUUCGACUAUCUUCAAGAGAUGAGUACUGAUGUAUCCGGCUUUAUAACAACUCCCGAUCAAUCGCCUCAUUAUCAGUAA